This is a messenger RNA of Raphanus sativus (radish), 1655 nucleotides long. Its product is annotated as cysteine protease XCP2. Gene Ontology annotation, molecular function: cysteine-type endopeptidase activity. The record is from RefSeq and is a predicted model, not a curated record. Gene Ontology annotation, cellular component: lysosome. Lineage: Eukaryota; Viridiplantae; Streptophyta; Magnoliopsida; Brassicales; Brassicaceae.
AUGCCCCUGAGGAUUUGGAUUCUAAUGACAAGCUCAUUGAACUCUUCGAAAACUGGAUCUCCAACUUCGAGAAAGCUUACGAAACCAUUGAAGAGAAGACGGGAUGAGGUAGCACAAGUGGUAAAGGCCUUGGGGGCCAAUGGUCAUGCUCCUGGAUUCGAACCAUCUGGUGGGGAACUACCUCUUCCCUAUCACCAAAUGCGGUACUGGAUGUUGGGCCUUGUCCUCAGCUCAGGUAUAAUCCUCCCGGGUGAAGUGGACCGCUGCCUGACCGGGCCCGGGAGAAUAAUCCCCGAUAACCUGAAACACAUCGACUAGACUAACAAGAAAGUGAAAAGCUACUGGCAGUGGCUUGGUCUCAACGAGUUUGCGGUUGAAGAAUUCAAGAAUAAUUAUUUAGGGCUCAAGAUUGACAUAGCUAGACGUGAUGAUGAAAGAUCUUACGAAGAUUUUGCUUAUAAGGACGUUGAGGCUUUGCCUAAAUCUGUUGACUGGAGAAAGAAAGGAGCCGUAGAUGUCAGGAACCAGGGCUCUUGCGGAAAUUGUUGGACAUUUUCGACAGUAGCUGCAGUGGAAGGUAUAAACAAGAUUGUGACAGGAAACUUGACAACAUUGUCGGAAUAAGAACUCAUCUGUGACACAACCUGCAACAGUGGGUUCAACGGUGGUGGUCUCAUAGAUUACGUUUUUGAGUACAUUGUCAAGAACGGAGGCCUUCGCAAAGAAGGGGAUUAUCCUUACUCCAUGGAAGAGGGAACUUGGGAGCGAUAAAAAACAAUUAUCUUUUAGCAAAAAGAAAAAAAGAAAACUUGGGAGACCCAAAACGUUUUUGCGAUGAAUCUGAAAUGGUGACUAUAAGUGGGCACCAAGAUGUACUUAGGAACGAUGAAAAGAAUCUCUUGAAGGCAUUGGCUCAUCAACCUCUGAGCGUCGCUAUCGAUGCAUCUGGUAGAGAGUUCCAGUUCUACAGAGGAGUGACUGAUGCAGGCUUCAACACGAGUUUGUCUCAAGACGCUAUCAAGUUGCCAGAGACUCUUCUGAUAUUAUUCAACAAUGACCGUUAGUUCCUGCAAAACGACAGAGUAGAGAACACACAAAGUUCUAUGUGAUCUCUUGACUCUAAACCAUAAACCGUAAAGCAGUAUCAGAUUAUUAGGAACCUUAUACAUACCGACAAAUGCUUACAUGUAUAAAUAGACUUCGCUCCACACAUAUCACAAGUCCUAAAACAUUAAUUAUAUAUAUUAAGUGAAAAGUCUUGAAAAAAGUGUAUCAUGAAAAACAAAUUGAAACUACAUAAAUAGUCUUCAUUACUUCAUAGCAAAUGCCAUUCAUGGCUUCUUCGGAGUUUCAUUUCCAACGUCAUUCUUCAACAAACGCCUUCAGAAGAAGACUUAAUAACUCCAUGAUGGAACAAAAGAGAAGCAUUCACUUCCUGGCAAUGACUUAAGUGGAUGAUAGCAACUUUCUUGACUUGAAGAUCGAAUCUAACGUGACUCUUUGUGCAGCUCUUGAUCACUUCAGAUAGUUCUUUCACAGUUUUAACUUCCACUCCGUUAACCACUAUCACAACAAAUAGCUGGGUAAAAGAGGUGUAUCCAGUGUUGAUCUCAUGUUCUAGUACCUGCAAAAUAGAUAUACAAGUUAUAUAUCAA